Molecule: messenger RNA, 2117 nt
Organism: Ananas comosus (pineapple)
Lineage: Eukaryota; Viridiplantae; Streptophyta; Magnoliopsida; Poales; Bromeliaceae
Exons: 10
Coding region: 415-1764 (449 amino acids)
Molecular function (GO): protein binding
Source: RefSeq, a predicted model, not a curated record
GAGUGGCGCUGUGCUCGCCUCCCACCAUGCGCUCGGACGCAAAGGCGGUUGCAGAAGGGGCGAGAGAUAAACUCAAAAUAUAAUAAAACAAAACAAAAUAAAAUAAAAUAAAAUCAAAGACCCUCUCCGCCGACCCCCCCCCCUCACACCAAAAACGAGUAGUCGGCUUUCUGCUCGUAUCCUCCGUGCGCGAGAAGGCAGACAGCCCACCAAAUCCUCAUAACAGCCUUCCCAAAGAAGAAGACCGCCUACGAAACCGCCUUCUCCUUCUUCUUCUUCUUCUUCUUCACUUUUUUUUUUUUUUUUUCCUUUUAAAAUUCUACUCAUCUACCUCAACUAGAAGUUUCUGCUUGACGCGGCGGCGGCGGUGCUCACUCUAGGAUAAACCGGAGGAGGAGGAGGAGGAGGAGGAGGAUGUCGAUUAAUGGAGAUUAUUAUUUUGACGAUGAUGAGGACGAUGCCGUCGACUACUCGGACGACGCCGGAUUUGCGGUGGAGGAUGAGAUGGGCGGAGAGUUCUUUGAUGGGGGCGGAGGCGGGGGUGAUGACGCAGAUGAUGAGUACGCUCUGCUCACUAGGAGGACGGAUACAUCGGCGGCAGAAGCUCGGAAGGGGAAGGAUAUCCAAGGCAUCCCUUGGGAGACGUUACAGAUAUCGAGGCAGAGCUACAGACAGACGCGUAUAGAGCUGUACAAGAACUACGAGAACGUUCUGUCUUCCGGCGAGCUUAUGGAGAAGAAAUGCAAGCAAGUGGAGAAAGGCGGCAAUUAUUAUGAGUUCCUAUACAAUUCAAGGAUGGUGAAACCCAUUAUUCUUCACUUUCAGCUAAGGAACUUGGUAUGGGCAACCUCAAAGCAUGAUGUAUAUUUUAUGUCGAAUUCCUCAGUUGUUCAUUGGUCAUCACUAUCUCGCAAUAUGUCAGAAAUUCUUGAUUUUUCGGGACAUGUGGCUCCUACGGAGAAACAUCCUGGGAGUUUGGCAGAAGGAUUUACAGGAACCCAAUUAAGUACCCUUGCCGUCAAGGAUGGUUUGUUGGUAGCUGGUGGUUUCCAAGGGGAACUAAUUUGUAAGCUAUUGGAUCGGCCAGGUGUUAGCUUCUGUACGAGGACAACGUUUGAUGACAAUGCUAUCACCAAUGCUAUAGACAUAUACAAUGCUUUGAGUGGCAAUAUCCGCUUUAUGGUAUCCAAUAAUGAUUGUUGUGUGCGCGAGUUCGAUGUAGAAAGGUUUCAGCAAUUGAAUCACUUCCGUUUCCCGUGGUCAGUGAAUCACACAUCCAUAAGUCCAGACAGAAAGCUUGUUACAGUGGUGGGAGAUGAUUGCGAAGGAUUGCUUGUGGAUGCUGGAAAUGGCAAGGGGAUCUCAACGCUUGUAGGGCAUCUUGACUAUUCAUUUGCUUCAGCGUGGCAUCCUGACGGCCGCAGUUUUGCCACUGGGAAUCAAGACAAAACCUGCCGUGUUUGGGAUGUGCGGAACCUGUCGUCUUCGCUGGCCGUCCUAAAGGGCAACUUGGGUGCAAUCCGGUCCAUCCGCUACUCGACCGACGGACGGUUCAUGUUCUUCGCGGAGCCUGCCGACUUUGUCCACAUCUACGACACGGCCGCCAACUACAAGAAGCGGCAAGAGCUGGACUUCUUUGGCGAAAUUUCGGGAGCAUCUCUGAGUCCAGACGACGAGUCUCUCUUUGUUGGGGUGUGGGAUCGGGUAUAUGCCAGCUUGCUUCAGUACAAAAGGCGGCAUGCAUACAAUUAUCUCGACUUUUAAACUUUAAACAUAGUUGUCGUUCAUAGAGGAGUUGCAAAUGCUAUUGGACAUUUGUGUUCGCAUUCUAUUAGUUACCGAGCGGUGUGUCGUGUAUAUUUGAUUGAGAAAUUUGGUGGGGGAAAUGUAGAUGAUCUUGUACAGGAAUAAGGGAAGGUUUAGUUAUAAUAGACUGAAAAUCACCUUUGCAAAUGCUGUAGAGGUGGAGUAGGUGGCUAGACAAUUUUCUGUUUGCUGUUUGCCGCUUCUGCAUGCAGGUAAUUUAAUUUUUCUUUUCUUUUCUUUUCUUUUCUUUUCUUUUUUUCCAUUCAAGUGUUUUGAUCUCAAGGAAAGCUCGGUCUAAUCGAGUUUCGGCA